Molecule: messenger RNA, 1020 nt
Organism: Metarhizium acridum CQMa 102
Lineage: Eukaryota; Fungi; Ascomycota; Sordariomycetes; Hypocreales; Clavicipitaceae
Source: RefSeq, a predicted model, not a curated record
AUGUACGCCCUCGCGAGAUGCUCUUUGCCUCGAAGAGCUGUCGGCCUCUUGUCCCCGGUGAAUGCGGUUCACGGAACAUUUACUAGAAGCCGGCUGUUGUCCACAUUGGCGAUUCUUGAACAACGCGAUGGACAACUCAAUCAAGGAUCUCUGAAUGCAUUUGCUGCAGCCAAACAAUUGGGAGGAACAGUCCAUGGAUUCGUUGCUGGUAGUAAUGUGUCUGCUGCUGCCCAGGAGGCUGCCAAAGUUGAGGGAGUGGAGCAAAUUAUCAAGGGCCUUCCCGAGACUUACGCUCCCUUGCUUGUGGAAAAUAUUAAAAAGGGAAAAUACACCCACGUCGUUGCUGGACAUACUGCCUUUGGGAAGAACCUCUUGCCGAGGGUGGCAGCUCUAUUAGAUUGCCAGCAAAUCUCCGAUAUCACUGCCAUAGAAAACGACAAGACCUUUGUGCGGCCGAUAUACGCUGGAAAUGCUAUCGCCACUGUUGAGUCUUCAGAUUCUGUGAAGGUCAUUACCAUUCGAAGUACUGCCUUCGCGGCUGUGACUCCCGGCUCGGGGUCGGCUGCUGUUGUAGAUGGCGUUGAUCCCAAAGCUGAUCCUUCGGCAGAAUGGGUGUCGGAAGAUUUGGCGAAGUCAGACAGACCAGAUUUGGGCACGGCUUCAAAGGUGGUCUCCGGUGGUCGUGGCCUUAAGUCGAAGGACGAUUUUGACAAAGUCAUGUUACCUCUCGCUGAUGCACUUGGUGCUGCGGUUGGUGCAUCUCGUGCGGCCGUUGACAGUGGGUAUGCGGACAACAGUCUUCAGGUCGGCCAGACGGGUAAGGUUGUAGCUCCGGAGCUGUACAUGGCUGUUGGAAUCUCUGGCGCAAUUCAGCACUUGGCUGGUAUGAAGGACAGCAAGGUAAUUGCUGCAAUUAACAAAGACGCCGACGCCCCCAUAUUUCAGGUUGCAGAUGUUGGCCUGGUUGGUGAUCUGUUUGAGAAAGUGCCGGAACUGACAGAGAAGUUGAAGAGUAGCUGA